AUGUUUAGAGGGAUCAGAGACACACAAGGGAAAAAGAGUGACUUGCCAAUAACGUCGUCCAAUUUCAAGCCUAAAGCCCAGUCAGUACCACGUCGUCAAAUAUUGAAGUAUGCAUGCUACAUAAUAGGGGCAUUUUUAUUCAUAUACCUGCUAUCAAGUAAAGGGAAUAUAAGUAUUAAAUAUUCCGAUGAGGAAAAUUUCACAUACAGAUUCAAGAAUAUAGAUUAUGAGAAGUUGAAGAAGUAUGAUGAUGGUGUCGAACAGUUCUUGGUUGACAAGGAUGGUGUCAAGCUUCAAGGCUCUACUGAAAGAGUUAUUCAAAAAGAUAUAGAUGAAUUGUACCACAGUACUGUCGAUUAUUAUGAUUUAAGUGAUGCAGAGGGCUCAAGUAAUGGUGCUAUAGAUGGUGAUUACAUUUUAUUAUUGAUCCCAUUGAGAAACGCUGAGCCAGUACUACCACUCAUGUUUAAACAUAUAAUGAACUUGACAUAUCCUCACUCACUUAUUGAUAUUGCAUUCUUGGUUAGUGAUUGUUCAAAAGAUGAUCGUACAUUAGAAUCAUUAUUUGAUCUUUCAGUCGCUCUACAGAAUGGUAAUUUAUCAGAUUUAUUGAAAGCCCAAGAAUCAAUCAAGGGAGACUUGAGUGGUACCAGUGAUCUUCAUCUUGGUUACAUGGAUCCAGAUUACAUAGAAAAAGUUGAUAAGGCAUUUAAUCCACCAUUUCACAAAGAUUAUAAUGAACCUUUUAAUAGUGUUCAAAUUUUUAAAAAAGAUUUUGGUCAAAUUAUUGGUCAGGGAUUUACUGAUAGACAUGAUGUUAAAGUUCAAGGUAUUAGACGUAAAUUAAUGGGUAAAGCUAGAAAUUGGUUAACCUCAAAUGCUUUAAAACCUUACCAUUCAUGGGUGUAUUGGAGAGAUGCUGAUAUUGAACUGAUGCCAGGUUCAAUUAUUCAAGAUUUGAUGAAGUUCAAUUACGAUGUUAUUGUGCCAAAUGUUUGGAGACCUUUACCUGAAUUUUUGGGUAAUGAACAAGCUUAUGAUUUAAAUUCUUGGAUUGAAUCAGACCAAGGUUUAGAAUUAGCUAGAAACUUACAAGAAGAUGAUGUUAUUGUUGAAGGGUAUGCUGAAUAUCCAACUUGGAGAGUUCAUUUAGGUUACAUCAGAAAUCCAAAUGGUGAUCCAAAUGAAAUUGUUGAUAUGGAUGGUGUUGGUGGUGUUUCAAUUCUUGCAAAAGCUAAAGUGUUUAGAAGAGGUGUUCACUUCCCUGCAUUUACAUUCCAAAAUCAUGCUGAAACAGAAGCUUUUGGUAAAAUGGCUAAAACCAUGGGAUUCCGUGUUGGUGGGUUACCACACUAUACAGUUUGGCAUAUUUACGAACCAAGUGAAGAUGAUUUACAAGAAAUUGCACGUAAAGAACGUAAGAAGAGACGCCAAAAUGAAGGGAAAGAGGAUUUAUCUGAACAGACAAAGAAGAAGUUGCAACAGAAGGAGUAG
Molecule: messenger RNA, 1494 nt
Organism: Hansenula ciferrii
Lineage: Eukaryota; Fungi; Ascomycota; Saccharomycetes; Phaffomycetales; Wickerhamomycetaceae
Gene: VAN1
Product: Van1p
Exons: 2
Coding region: 1-1494 (497 amino acids)
Biological process (GO): protein N-linked glycosylation; cell wall mannoprotein biosynthetic process
Cellular component (GO): mannan polymerase complex
Molecular function (GO): alpha-1,6-mannosyltransferase activity
Source: RefSeq, a predicted model, not a curated record